AUGUCCACGACGGAUCCCUCCUCGUCGUCGUCAACUGCCAUGUCCACCCAGCCGAUAUCGUUCUCAAAGGACCACAGCUCGUCGGCGUCCCAGGACUACCCGAUGGGCUCUGCCUCCAUCGGCUCAUACAACGGCUCGAACGGCUCCUUCAACCCCGCCUCGUAUGCGCGCCACUACCUGGGCUCCCCGCUGAGCUGGCAGCCCGCCUCCUCUUUUGGUGGCCGCAUAUUCGCAAGUGGUAGCCCGACGGCGCAGCUCUUGGUCUCCUCUUUCGAAGCCCGCAAUGGGAAGAUGCCCUCAUCAGUAGAGAGCGACCGGGAGUCGCUCAUGAAUGCUCUCAAUGUCUUUGACCGUGACUCCGAGCUGUGCCGCAACUACACCUGCUGUGGCCUGCACCUCACCGACCUGCACGCCCUCUUGGAGCACUUCGAGGAGGUGCACAUAAUCGCGAACGCCGCUGCCGCCCCGCACAUCAGCGUCCCUUUCAACCCCCAGCCGGGCCCACAACAGCAACAGCAGCAGCCGUCGUACUUCCCGCAGUCGCAGCAGCAGCAACAGCAACAGGCGUACCCCACCCCCUUUGACCCAGACGACAUGGACCUCGAUUCAACCCCCGCCCCUAGCGAGUCGAGCUCCCCGCGGUCGGGCUCCGGCGGCUCGACGCCCCCGGAUACGCCUGUCUCCACGCCCCUCGAUCCCUACGGCCAGUACUCGUACUCGAACCCGUACUCGUCACCCCCGUCCCCCGCGCCUUUCACGGGCAAGAUGCAUACCAGCUUCUACGGCUUCCCCACCGCGCCCGCGUCCGGGACCCAGGCGCACGACGGCAUGCGCACGAACGACACGGCCGCAGGCGCAUCGUGCGUGCCGCCCGCGCUGCUCUUCAGCGCCAACCCGCCCGCCGCGGCGCCGGCGUCGAAUGCGGAGCAGACGCCCGCAUCGGCACCCUCGACGCCCACCGUCUCCGCUUCCGCCGCGGCGCCCCCGCCCCCGACCGUCCCGCGGCCGGUGGUCCGUGCGAGCGCCCAGGCACCCCCGCCGGGUGGGGAGGCGUCGACGAGUUCCGUCAAGGCGAACAGCGUUGCGAACGUGCUGAGCACGAUCUCGUCGAAACCUUUCAAGUGCCCGAAGCCGAAUUGCAACAAGAGCUACAAGCAGGCGAACGGGCUGAAGUACCACAUGACGCACGGGAGCUGCAACUUCGCGCCCGCGAAGGAGGUGGAGCAUGUCAAGGAUCUCCUGCUCGAGCGGCGCAAACAGCAGCAGGCGCAGCAGGGCGGGAACGCGAACAUGCAACUGUCGACGUCGCCCUCGUUGGAGGGCCUCACGGAGGACGACCUGCUCUCCCUGUCUCGCGAGGCGGAGAAGCGGUUGAGACCGUUCGCGUGCGGCGUCGGCGACUGCCAGCGGCGGUACAAGAACAUGAACGGGCUCCGGUACCACUACCAGCACUCCGGCGACCACGGCGCGAUCGGCCUGCGCAUGCUAGCGAGCGGCGUGCACGACUGCCUCUCACAAAACGGCUCGGGUCGGCGCAGUGCGCACGCGAGCGCGGCGUCGACGCGGGCAGGCACGCCAUCCGCGGCGUCGACGACCUCGACGUCCACGAUCCACGUGCAGACGUCGGGCGGCAUGCAGAGCCCGAGUGGCAUGCAGUCACCGAGUGGCAUGCAAUCGCCGGGUGGUAUGCAGUCGCCGAGCGGGCUGUCCCAGGGCGCGAAUGGGAUGGUCGCGACGCAGGUGUUCUCGCCGCAGCACACGCCGAACUCGUCCGCGUUCUCGCAGACGUUUGCGAAUGCGCCGUACCUGGGGUACAAUGCGCAGGCGCAGAGUCAGCCUAUGUAUGCCCAGCAGCAGCCGCAGCAGUGGACGAUGCAGCAGUAG
This is a messenger RNA of Schizophyllum commune H4-8, 1884 nucleotides long. RefSeq lists its product as uncharacterized. The transcript is spliced from 3 exons. Gene Ontology annotation, cellular component: nucleus. Bases 1 to 1884 code for a protein of 627 amino acids. Lineage: Eukaryota; Fungi; Basidiomycota; Agaricomycetes; Agaricales; Schizophyllaceae. The record is from RefSeq and is a predicted model, not a curated record.